Molecule: messenger RNA, 872 nt
Organism: Cavia porcellus (domestic guinea pig)
Lineage: Eukaryota; Metazoa; Chordata; Mammalia; Rodentia; Caviidae
Gene: Psmb1
Product: proteasome 20S subunit beta 1
Exons: 6
Coding region: 86-811 (241 amino acids)
Cellular component (GO): proteasome core complex
Source: RefSeq, a predicted model, not a curated record
CGCCUGAGGAAAGCCGGAAGUCGCGUGGCUUCCGGUCGCGGCCGCCAUCUUGCCGUGAGACAGCAGGGGGGGACGCUGCAGCGAGAUGCUGUCCACAGUGGCCUCGUACCCGGGGUUCGCCAGAGAGCAAGGGAUGGAGCCGUACAGCGUCGCGGGCCCUUUGCAACAGCGCUUUUCGCCCUACGCUUUUAAUGGAGGUACUGUAUUGGCAAUUGCUGGAGAAGAUUUUUCAAUUGUUGCUUCUGAUACUCGAUUGAGUGAGGGCUUUUCCAUUCACACCCGGGACAGCCCCAAAUGUUACAAAUUAACAGACAGAACAGUUAUUGGAUGCAGCGGUUUCCAUGGAGACUGUCUAACCCUGACAAAGAUUAUUGAAGCAAGACUAAAGAUGUACAAGCAUUCCAACAACAAGGCCAUGACCACGGGAGCAAUUGCCGCCAUGCUGUCUACCAUCCUGUACUCCAGGCGCUUCUUUCCAUACUACGUGUACAACAUCAUCGGCGGCCUCGAUGAAGAAGGGAAGGGAGCUGUGUACAGCUUUGAUCCAGUGGGCUCCUACCAAAGAGACUCCUUCAAGGCUGGAGGCUCAGCCAGUGCCAUGCUGCAGCCCUUGCUUGACAACCAGGUUGGUUUCAAGAACAUGCAGAACGUCGAACAUGUUCCGCUCUCUUUGGACAGAGCCAUGCGUCUGGUGAAAGAUGUCUUCAUUUCUGCUGCUGAGAGGGAUGUGUAUACUGGGGAUGCCCUCAAGAUCUGUAUUGUGACCAAGGAUGGCAUCCGGGAGGAGACCAUUCCCCUGAGGAAGGACUGAUGUGUGGGCUGUGCCUGGGCUAUCAAGCAAGUUGCUUUUAUUAAAAAAGAAGUGUGAAUUA